AUGUUCGAGGAAAUUGAUCGUAUCCUGUUUGACAACUCGAAUUUCGAUCCACCAGAUUCCCUAUUGAAGCAUACAACAAUGACGACGACAACAACAACAAACUUUGAUGAUGAACAGCCUCACGGUAUGAAAAAUUCAAACAGUGUCAAUGCAUCUUCAUGUAUGAAUGAUUAUCCUCCGAUUGGCCUAGAUAAUUUAGCAUCAUUAUCUUUAAAUUUUGUGGAAAAUCGAAACCCACCUUACCAUUAUCCUGAUCAUCCUAAUUCAUCAGUUACAUAUUGUAUAAAUAGUAAUCCGUGUGGAAUUCAAGAUCAUUUGUUUUAUGAAUGUAAAGACUGGCUAUCUCGAUUCCCGCAUUUACGUGUUGUUGGCAAACAAAUAAUACUUUCAAAUGAAUCUCCUGUUCAUCAUGAUGUUGAUAGUUUUCUCAUACCAGAGUUUUCUAACAUGAUUAAUGUUUCAUGCACAACCGGGGAUACAUCUCUAAAUAUGGAGAAAUUUAUCAUUACUGACAAUAGAUUGAAUUAUACACAUGAAAUGGGCCAAAUUGGAGCACAUUUUUCAAAUCCAUCAACAUUGGAAAAUGGCAUGGAAGAAGAAAUAUUUGCCGUAGAUGGUGAUUAUGAAGAAUUUAUGAAUGGUGUAACUGUAAAUAGCAGUUACAAUCUAGUUUGUAAUAACGAACAAGGUAAACAAUUGUCAUUGUGUGAACACCAAUAUUUUCAUAAUAAAUUUUCACUUGAUAAAGAGCCUAAAUUAAUAAAGUCUCAUCAAAGUAGCCAACAUCAUGAUUGUCCUAAUCAUCACGGUUAUCAUCAUUUUAGACAUAAACACAGAGAAAAAGCAAAUCCUGCUGCAACACAUUCAAAUCGAAAAGAAUGUCACAAAAAAUUAUGCAUUUUACCUGAUACCGCAUCUAAGUCUUGUCUCCUUUCAUCGCCUACAAACAAUAGUAAAGCAUUGGAAAGUGCUAGGCGGUCCAAUAAUUUGGAAAACUGCUAUUCGGAAAGCAGUAUUACGCUGCCAUCAUCGAAUCCAGUUGAAGUGAUUCUUCAAAUGAUAUCUAAACAGUUAUGGAACGAUCUCACAGAAUGGAUGAAAGUGUCACUAUCUGAAAAUAUGCUUUCAACCAUGAACAAAUAUGAAACUAAUGAAAAUAGUCAAAAAGCUUAUCCGCAUAGUCCAUCUCAGUUUCGUCAGCUACAAGAUGCCACAUUAUCACGAUGUAAUUCAUCGGUUGAUGCUCAAAAUUCAUUCUCUUUGCCAUCGUUUCGACAACCUAAACAAACAAAGCAUUCCAAUCUAGAUACAUCGCAUUGUCCCGGCAGUCAACAUAUUGUGCAAACUAACGAAUCGAAUGUUAAACUUGCUGAUCUAUUGCAAAUUUCAGCCAAAACACUACAAACACGGGAAAAAUCGUUAGUUCAAGAAAGUAACGAAGCUUUUGCUAGAAUACAGUACACAGGAAGUAAUAAUGUUUUAAAAAACCCAUCAAAUAAUCAUCUGAUAUAUUCUACAGUCGGUUCACAGUUGACAUCGGUGACUAUGACCACCAUCACUACAGCAGUAUCACGUAUUAGUCCACAAUCUGUUGGAACUAUUUCUAUAAACAGGCCAAUAUCCAGUUUACACAAUAAAUUAGUAACCAAUGUUCCACGUAAAGUUAUACCGACAUGUAAUCAUGCUGUACCUGAAAUACCUCAUCAUAGUGGAACUGGUGGAGUUGGUGUUAUUGGUAUUGCCGCUAACUUACAUCAAAACGGAAGACUUGCUCCAUUAGAUAGAUUACGUACACCUCUACCAUCACAAUACUCUUCUAUAAUGGAGGAACACUCAGUUAAUAGAGCAACAACAACCACAAUAAUACAUUUUACAAAUACAGAGAAUUCUCUUAACUCGACAUGUUCGACAAGUUUAGUAAAAUGUCGUAAUUUAAAUGAUGGUCAAUUGUUAUCUCCUGUCACAGUAUGUCUUCCCCUUACACCAUUCCCAUUAAUAACAACAACAAUACUGCACACUAAUUCUGAUUCAAUAAAUAAUAAUAGUAGUCAAACAUCGUCAUCAGUGAAUGCAACCAACAUGUUGAAUGAAUCUUCUAUAAGUUCACGUAAUUUCAUGUUACCUCCGUUGCCUAAUCCAACAAAUAUUUUAUCAACUGUUAAACCAAGUUUAUGUUUUCCCACACAUAACCUUUUAAAUACAGAAUUAAAUCUGCCAAGUUCAAAGAUUAAUUUCUCUGUGAUUAAUAAGACUGGAUUCGGAGUCUAUCAGAAUAUUGAAAAAACUAACCAGCAUACAAUAAAUUCACCACAUACAGGAAUGAGCGGGAAUCAUCUAUUCGGACAACAGAAUAGUAAUAGCAAUACUUUUGGUAAUACAUCUCUUUUUACACAAAGAAUCACACCGAAAUCAUCUACAAAUUGGAAUCGAAAUUCUCCGAAGCAAACUAUAUUCCCUUUACCGCCUAUUGAUAUUUCCAAGGAUCGACUUGGAAGACAACAAAAAUUAUGGAGACCGUAUAGUUCCAGACCGUCAAUGAUAAAUAAGUCAAUUAUAAAUUCUUCCCAGAUGUUAACAAGAGCUUGUUCAACAUUGUUAAUUAAAAAUUCUGAAAUUUGUAAUGAUUCAUGUUCAACAAAAAUAAGUCCAGCCGUGUUUAUUGGCUCCACAACCAACUCAUUAAGAGAUAACGAUGCAGUUACGCGUUGA
Molecule: messenger RNA, 2709 nt
Organism: Schistosoma turkestanicum
Lineage: Eukaryota; Metazoa; Platyhelminthes; Trematoda; Strigeidida; Schistosomatidae
Source: the annotation of a GenBank genome assembly